AUGACUGAAAAGGCAGACACGCUGGAGCCUUAUAGGCAGUAUGUCUACUUCGCCGCCUUUGGUCUUAUUCUGGGCGCUGGGAACGAUUUGUUUUGGCUGGUCUUCCAGCCUUCCUUCUUCAGCAAGGGCUUUCUGCCCUCGGGGAGCACGGAUGAAUCGCAAAUCUCGCGGCUGCUCCUGAUCCUAGGGUUGGCCGCCGUUGGGGGAGGCCUGUACUAUGUGGCGAGUGUGGUUCUUGCCCCGGCCGAGCUGCCUUCAGUAGAGGCUGUACUCAGCAAUGAGGAGGACUCUGUGCAGGAGGUGGAAGACGACAGGGUUUUGUACCGGCUGCAGGGCACAUGGUACUAUGGCCAGAACCUCGGCCAGAGCUACACGAUUUCAAAGCGAGAUGGAAGCUGGAGAUUUGAGGAGGAGUUUGCAGGGAGGAGGUGUACCUCAACCCUGCGCCUUGUCGGCGAUUGGGCGGAGGGUCAACUCAUCGACCAAAAGGGGCAAAGCACGGGGACGAUCCGCCUGCAGAGAGGCGAGGGCAACUCUGUCCUGUCUUACGUGCGGGAGCUUGGUAGCUCGAAUUGGUCAAAUCCCAACGAGGCCAUCGGCUGGUGA
Symbiodinium pilosum is the source of this 606-nucleotide messenger RNA. The record is from the annotation of a GenBank genome assembly. Lineage: Eukaryota; Dinophyceae; Suessiales; Symbiodiniaceae.